Podospora anserina S mat+ is the source of this 3324-nucleotide messenger RNA. RefSeq lists its product as uncharacterized. The transcript is spliced from 3 exons. Lineage: Eukaryota; Fungi; Ascomycota; Sordariomycetes; Sordariales; Podosporaceae. The record is from RefSeq and is a predicted model, not a curated record. Bases 1 to 3324 code for a protein of 1107 amino acids.
AUGUCUCGGCAGCAUGGGAAUCGACCAAGCCCACACCCUAAAAUGGCUGCCUCCAAGGGGGAACCAGAUCCCCUCGUGCAAAACUAUGCGCACAUUUUGGAACUGAAGCAGCGUCGCAAGGUCGAUGAGCAGCAGUUGCGCCUGAAGCUUGAUAACAAGAAGAUGGACCUCGACUCGUGGUUUCGGACUGACCGAGAAAGGUAUCUCGCCUUGGAGGGGCAUCCUGAACUUCUCAAUGGGAUAGUGAAGCUUUUGAAGGAGGUAAACCAGUUCAAGGCCAGGGAUCUGGACCGCGAAUAUGACGAGGAACUGGCUGCCCUGAGGAAACGGUAUGAAGAAAUGGAGGCCAGCCAGUGGCAGAACGUGUUGAAUAUCGAUGUGCCGCCGCCUUCCACGUCGGGGCCGCCUCCUCUGCCUGCUUCCGAAAGGCCGCAGCCGCCCAUCUUGUCGUCCUCUACCGCCCCGCCUAACAAUCCACAUGGGCCGCUCAUGGCUCCAAGCGUGUCUGGUUAUCCCAGAGGCUUCGUUGGUUCCUCGGAGCCUGUCAGACACGGGCCUCUGACGAUUGCACCACACUACCCCCCGACAAUGCGCUCGUCUUUGGAGCCUCCACCCCAGACCAAUGGGUCGCGAGAACCCCCGGUAUCAUCCAUGCAUGCCCACCCAGCGCCAGUCUCGUCUUCCAUGCGGAAUAUGUACCAUCCCAUGCCACAGAUGGCUCCCCCACAGCCACAGCUAACCAGUAAUGGCCGUCGUAUUCUUCCAGGAGCGCCAACAACAAAUGGCUGGCACAGGAACCCUAGUUAUGGUCCUGCCAUGUACUCUACACCUCCAGGCAGAAUGCCACCGCUCCAUCCGACAUACCCCAAGAGUGAUGGACCCACCAACCCUUCGGCCCAUGAACGCCAGGUUCUGCCUCCGAUCCUCCCCCCUCAGCUGCAUCGUCCUGGUCCGGUGGAGGAAGGACAGCAGCCCAAGAGAAAGGCCACCCUUACCGACUCGGCUCCCCCAGACGUCAAACGAGCCAAGCAAGACCACACACCCAGCAGUGCCGAUCUCGAGCGCGCAACUCCCACCGCGAGUGAGGAUGUCCGUCCGCAGCGGACAGUCCAGUUUAGUGAGGUGUGGGGAGGCGGCAACCCAGAGUACAAGCACAUCAUUAUCCAGUUCCCCGAUGGUGGAGAUUACUACAUCCUUCGCUGCGAGGAGCACGGCGUCAACUUUGGAGAACACCCACUUCGAGGGGCUGCGAAGCAUUUGGCUAGUGCUCAACACGGGAGGAUGUCUAAAGAGCACACGCAGGCUAUCAGAACGCUGGGUUGGAUUGUGGAAGGAUGUGACUUCAAGUUGAUGGAGAUGAACAACAGGAUGGUCAUUGAAGCCUUCAAGAAUGGCUACAAGCCUUUCAACGCCAACCAGCUCAACAAGACUGAACGGGCAAAGAAGGGCUUCCCUCAGCUUGACAAGAAUGGAACCCCCAUGAGCAGCCCCCUGAGCGCAGCCGCCUCCAGACAGCGGAAGGCGGCUUCUGGGAUUGCGAAUCCAGCACCGGCUGGGCUGUAUACAGGAUAUUGUACUGCCGAUCAAAAGCAACACCCUGUUGUGAUUUUGCCGUGGGACGAGGAGAAUCUGAACUCGGCUGGUCUGUUGGAGCUCACCCUCGAGAGCGCUGGCUUGUUUUCCGGUCCGCUUCCAAAGUGUUACGAGUAUGACCGUGAUGACAAGGGUCAAGUGAGGAGGAUCAAAGGAUGGGCCGAAGGGUACGGGAUUGGCGGCCCCCUCUCGCGACUAUUUUCUGUUUCUUCCCUUCUCGCUAACAAUAUGGGUAGGCAAAGCUGGCAACUUGGAUGGAUUGAGGCCAAAUACCUGACUCCUUUUGAUUUUGGCGAUACUUCUGAGAUUCCCCACUCGGCGGUGGCGCGAGAGUACUACGCCAAAACCAUUCGAAAGUACCCAACUUACGAUGAUCUUCGACAAGAUAUGACUGCGAGGGGACAGCCCGUCGGCCCUGCCCAGACCCCAUUGCCAAAGAAAAUGGCGGAUAGCCCGUCUCCGUCCGCAUCCGUGUCUUUUCCGUCUUCGACCGCUGGCUUGGCCACCGCACAGUCGGCGACUUCGCAACCCUUGCAGCAACACGACGUGGAGAUGGCGGAUGUUGGUUCGGAUUCAGACCAAGAAUCUGUUACCAAAUCAAUGUCCAACUCUACCAAUGACAUCGACAUGGCAACUGCUGACAGUCGCCGGACGAGCGUGUCUAAUCCCGACGAAGGCACAGAGACCGAGAAGGAGUUGCCACACCCCAGUGCGCAAGCCAUUGCCGCCCAGGCCCUCAUCAAUCUCGAGACGCCUGCACGGAGCACUGGCUUCACAGCCAUCAACUCACGGAGCGCCGCGUCCAGCGCAGAGCCACCCUCCCGCCAAAGCCCAGUCCCCGGAGCGUCUACCGAAAGAAGGCGAGUGGAGAAAAUCCAUGCCCGGAGUAAGAAUGUGCUUGCCACAACUCAACCAGCGACUCCCAUCGUAUCGCCACAGCCCAUGUCGUCCAUCGUCGUCAACACUGGUGUGGCAAAUGGUCAGAAGCCAGACAGGGCCGAAUCAGCCCCGGUCCACCAGAGUACGACGACGGCCGAGCGAGACCAGGAGCGCGCUCAGAGCGAAUCCCUGACCCCUGCCUCACUGACAACUCCCGCCACACCGGCCUUUGUGUACCACUUGCCGUCUGUUGAGCCUGUUCCACUGCAGCAGCAGGAGUAUCCAACCCCCCUCCCAUCGGCAACCGAGUCCGCGUCAGCCCCAACCGUAUCCCUGGCCAGCGCAAGGGAGACUUCCCCUAGUGCUGGACCUCUGGCAACGCCCUCUGCCAGCGAGGCUUAUGGUGCUAGCGAGUUCCCGGUGAAGACAUCUGUCCCGGUGAUCAAGACAGAAGCGGGCGAAGAGCCGGAAACAUUCACAAUUGGUGCGAUUCGAGCGGGCGACGAAGAAAUAUUCAACUCAAAGAUCGCCGGUACCCUUUUGUCCAUUGAAGACGAUCAUACUACCGGGGUUCUGAAAGCUGUCCCGGGGUCACCAGAAGCUGUCUCGUCUUUCCAGAUCGACCCCAAGCAGAUCAAGACUGCGGCUCGGUCCAUGCGUGGCGAGGGAGGCAGCUGCGAGGUCACGAUCGAGUUCAUUGGGAAUAAAACGCUGACACUGGUGUUUGAAUUGGGUAGGGUCAAUAUUGAAGAACGCCUCGAGUCUGGAAAGAUCCAAGCCAGGAGGUUUUGCCGGCGUCUGUUGGCCUGGAACAAGGCGGUAGAAUGCCCCAGUAUCGCCAACGCUCCGUGA